GAAUAUCAUUUAUUAUAUAUGUUUUUUACAUUAAAGGAAUAUUAGUUUUUUAAAUUUUAAUUAUAGGACCAAGUUUUAUACCUUAUAAGGAAUUACUUAUAGUUAAUUAAGGACUUACUUAUAUAUUUUAUGAAUGAGAUUGCUAUUUUAUUGAUUUCAAAGGGUAUUCCGUUAAAAGGUUUUAAUAUUUUUUAAUUUAUUUAUAAUCUUCAUUAAGUUUCUUUAGGUCACAAAAGCUUUUUAUUUAAGUAAUUCUUUUUAACAUAUCUAUAUUUUAUUCGUCUAUUUACAUUAAUCGUUAUUUUUAUUUAUAAGUUUCUUAAGAUCCUUAUUUUAAUUAAGAAAAAUAAUUUAUAUUCUAUAAACUAGAUAUGUUUUAGUUUCCUUUUGUAAUACUUUUGAUUCGUUCGAAUAUUUUUUCAUUUUCGUGUUUAAUUUUUUAUUCUACUUUGACUUUAUAAGGUUUUUUUUAUAACAAAUAUUUAUAACAACUUGGAGAGGAAACGUUUUUUAUUAAACUUAAAUUAUUUGAAUAUUGAUUAUUUUGUUAACUCUUAUUAUGAUUUUAAAUUUUUUCAAUCUAAUUAAGUAAAUUAGUGUUAUUU
Ichthyophthirius multifiliis is the source of this 605-nucleotide messenger RNA. RefSeq lists its product as hypothetical. The transcript has a single exon. The annotation marks the transcript as partial. The record is from RefSeq and is a predicted model, not a curated record. Lineage: Eukaryota; Ciliophora; Oligohymenophorea; Hymenostomatida.